GCGAUUUGUUGCUGUCUCGCGUCGAGAACUGCGCCGUGUUUCCGUCCUAGCAGCACGAGAAGGCCAAGUGUCAUGGCAGACAGGCGGAUAACGAGACGCAUGACCGGGCCGGAACCGAACCGGACCACCGCAGCUCGGGCCACGUCUAUCGCCGAGCUGCUGCAGCAUGAAUGCUCCAUCCUGCUGGAGCUUUACAGAAAAAAAGAGGGCUUCACUUCAGAUCUUCCAGUGGGUGAUGGUCGUCUGGUGUCUGUCCCACCUCUGUCCUCCCAGCUGGACAGCAGAGACAAGCUCUGGCGUGUCCACUCUGCUCUGCUACAGUGCCGCAGCUUGAUGGAGAGAUCCAUCAUCAAGGAGGAUGAGGAAUUUGGCACUGAUAUCGGUGAGUAUGAGAGCCAGAGGAACAUGGUGAAAGACAGACUAUCGCUUCUUCUUGCCAACACAGCAGAACUCAAAGCCAUCGAUGGCACUGUGGUCCUGAGUCCCAUGUUAGAGGUAAAUGCUACAACCAAUGUGUUUGAUUUGAAGAUUUGGAUAUACCGGAUCUUCAAAGAGUUGGACCAUUGGACCAAGACAGCCAUCACUGUUUUACAAGCUCUGUCAUCAGUCACACCAAAAGAAAGAGCUAGACGGGUCAGGAGCACAAGAAGCACCAGGAGAUGAGGUGCAGAUGCAAGGAAAAGUGUAACAAAAACCCAAGAAAAGAACUGAGAGAAUGUCAAAGAAAUGUAAGAUGAUCAGGUUAAAGCAGAUGAAUGUGUUUCGUUGGUGUCAGAGUGAAAAAUGGGCAAAAAGAAGAGCGAUAACUUCCAACAUGUCUUGACUUCACUCGGGGGUUUAAUGAGGAUGGAAUGAGUGCCCCCCCCCCCCCCCCCACACACACACAUGCAAGUUGGAUGUGAAAAAGGUUCAAUACUGUAGAAAAGUUAUUGCUUUAUUAUUAUCAUUAUUAAAAUGCUGUUUUUGUAAGGACUUUUAUUUACCUGCUGUAGAGCAAUGAGGUCUUCAGUCCAGGAAGCAGCAUUAAUAAUAAUAAUGUUUGUUGGCACUUUUUUAAAGUUAGGAUACACUUGGACACAGGUUUAUAUUUAUCUGUUUCUUAUUUGCUUACUAUGUAAAAUCCCGUUUAUCUCUUUUACAUGCCAGCUACGAAAGGGAAGUGGUUUUUCCCUUCCAGGUGAUGCAGCUGAAUGAGAAAUCAGCCAGCAGGGGGCGCAAAUGUAUGGAUGAAAAUGACAACACUGAAUUCAUGUUGUCACAUGUCUGGUAUGUGAUCAAUCCGAGUACUGUAGCUGCAAAUCAGUUGAGCUCAACUUACACACAAAAUCUAUGCAACAUCGCCCUCUGGCUGUUCCAUGAGUUAAUUAAUUGCUUUAUUCCUUUCUCAGUUUAUCUUGAAUUUCUUUGCUAAAUGAGAACAUUAUAUAUAUUAAUCUUUCAAAGUUUUUCAUUAGCAAGGUCACCAGGGUUAGUAUGGACCAAAAACAAACAAACAAAAGAGGCAAGAAGACAUCAGUAUUCCUAAAGCGUAUUUUUGGGCGCACAAGUGAGGAGCAAGGUGGAGAAAAUCUGCACGAUGAAAGAUUACAUGGCAACAUGAAUAUGGUUUCAUUUAUUUAUCAGUAUUUGAGUAUGGCUUUCAUUUAUUUAUCAGAAUUUUGUAAUUUUGUAAAUAAAGUUAUUUUGUUA
This is a messenger RNA of Thalassophryne amazonica, 1689 nucleotides long. RefSeq names its product ciliary neurotrophic factor (gene cntf). Gene Ontology annotation, molecular function: ciliary neurotrophic factor receptor binding. The coding region runs from base 73 to 663 and encodes 196 amino acids. The record is from RefSeq and is a predicted model, not a curated record. Lineage: Eukaryota; Metazoa; Chordata; Actinopteri; Batrachoidiformes; Batrachoididae. Gene Ontology annotation, biological process: negative regulation of neuron apoptotic process; ciliary neurotrophic factor-mediated signaling pathway. The transcript has 3 exons.